Molecule: messenger RNA, 690 nt
Organism: Oldenlandia corymbosa var. corymbosa
Lineage: Eukaryota; Viridiplantae; Streptophyta; Magnoliopsida; Gentianales; Rubiaceae
Source: the annotation of a GenBank genome assembly
AUGGCGGCUUCCAUGGCAACUCCUGGAAUCCACGGCUUUGGGCUCCGCCACAAGAGAUGCUCUUUUGCUUAUUUCGCCCCCUCCGCCGUAACCAAUGUGCAGAAGCAUCCGCAACCGCCACCACAACCGCCGCGGGAUGAGAAAUCUACCGAACCAGUCAGUCGUAGGGAAAUCGUACUUAGAAGCAGCGGGAUAGGAGUUCUUGGAGCCAUCUUUCACUUCGGCGGGAAGAAGCCAAAUUAUUUGGGAGUACAGAAGAGCCCUCCAGGUCUUGCUCUUUGUCCUGCUACCAACAAUUGUGUAUCUACAUCCGAAAACACAAGCGAUCUGAUCCAUUAUGCGCCGCCUUGGAAUUACAACCCAGAAGAGGGGCGCGGAAGUAAGAAGCCUGUCAGUAGGGAAGAGGCUAUGCAAGAGCUUCUUGAAGUGAUCCAGUCGACAAAACCCGACAAUUUUGCGCCAAAGAUAGCCGAGAAGAAGGAUGAUUACAUUCGGGUCGAAUAUGAAAGCCCUAUCUUGGGGUUUGUGGAUGAUGUUGAGUUCUGGUUCCCUCCGGGAAAGAAAUCUAUCGUUCAGUAUAGGUCUGCUUCGCGGUUGGGGAAUUUUGACUUUGAUGCGAAUAAGAAGAGAAUCAAGGCUUUAAGGUUAAAACUGGAGAAGAAAGGAUGGGCAUCAGAAGACCGCGCUUGA